Megalops cyprinoides (Indo-Pacific tarpon) is the source of this 6467-nucleotide messenger RNA. It is a transcript of the gene tasora, whose product is annotated as transcription activation suppressor a. The coding region runs from base 175 to 6162 and encodes 1995 amino acids. NCBI's taxonomy places the organism in Eukaryota, Metazoa, Chordata, Actinopteri, Elopiformes, Megalopidae. Gene Ontology annotation, molecular function: chromatin binding. Gene Ontology annotation, cellular component: heterochromatin; nucleoplasm. The transcript is spliced from 23 exons. Gene Ontology annotation, biological process: negative regulation of gene expression, epigenetic; protein localization to heterochromatin. The record is from RefSeq and is a predicted model, not a curated record.
UACGUGAGUGAGAUUAUAAAUGCAACGUCGGGCGGCGGAGUGAAGCAGUGGAGAGGAAGGAGUACGUCAGAGAGACAGAAUGGCGGAGGCAGGUUGAGAAGAGAUAGUAGGAAAGCCAUAUACAGCGGUCGCAGAAGUGUGGAAGCGGCGAGUGUUUCAUCCGUCGUUCGAACAAUGGCCAGUAACCUUAAUAUGGAAAGACAACAGGGCAAAGGAGGCGACAGGAGGCAAGGCGGCGAUGUUUCUGCGGAGAGUUGCGAUAUUUUGAAGCAUUUGUUGCCAGCCGCGGUCGCAUCCAGCCAAGAUGGCGAACAAGCUGUAUGUGAAGGACUAGCGUCUGAGCAAGAAGCUACUGAAAGGCGGAGGAGCGGUGUGUCGGAGCUGAGGCACAACAGUUCUCCCUCGGCAUAUCAGAGACCAUUAGACGAGUUGCCACGGCUAAACUUUCAGAUACCGAGGAAGAACAAAGAACGGAAAGCCUUGUUCCAGUACCUGUCCCAGGGGUCGCGUGAGUUUGAAGACAUUGUGAAAAUCCUCUCCUCCUGUUACCGUGAUGCCUCCUCGGCUGGGACGUUUUCCUACACCAAGGGCCGACUUGUCCACAGUGAGCUGCUGGAGAAGGAUUUCGUUGAGAAGAGGAGGGAGCUGAAACAGGAUGGGCGGACAGACAAGGAGCUGUUGGAGUCCUAUUGUUUCCUGCUGCCGGAUCCCUCCAAGCUCCACUUGAUCUGUGAGAAGGGCCUGUCGGUGGGGCACACUCGGAUCACCACGCUGGGGAAUCCCGCAAUGGGUGUUUAUCUGUCCAAAUACUCAGAUUUGCUGAAAAUAAAUCCUUUUGACCUGGGUGCCACCGGUGAUAUUAUUAUAUUUAAAGUUAUGAAGGGCAAGGUAAAAAGCAUAUAUGAAAAUAUGUCCAAAAACCUCCUGGAUCCCACGCCCAAAUUUGACUGUCAUGUCUCGAAGAACGCCGCCAGAGUGACCUCUCUUCUGUCGUACAGAGCAUUUGAGCUCACACAGCAAUACUUCUAUGAGUACUCCUUUGAUGAGAUUAAAUCCCGCCCCCGACACGUGUGCCCGUAUGCAGUGGUGUCCUUUUUGUACAAAGGCAAAGAAGCCACACCCCCUCCAAAACCUACUGCCCCUCUCAGAUUAAACAGCAACAUCUCUGAAGGAAGUAGAGCCAGGAGCAGCUACACAGUGUGGAGCGGGCAGCUGCUUAAUGGAGGCAAGGUUGUGUACCAGAUUGGCCUCCGCUCCUCCACCCGCCCGUUUCUUCCCUUCAAACUUCCAGAAAAGCUUGAGAUCGGUACGGUGAUGAACCUGGACCAGGUGAAGAGGAAAAUACCAACGGUUCUUUUCUCCUGGGACACCUACACUGGAACCCGAGAAGUUUUGAAAAGUGGGAUGUACUGCAGUCUGUUUGAGGUGGUGGACAAAAGCAAACAUGGGAACAGUCUCACAGGCCUGCUGCAGAAGCUGGAGAGAGACAGAAUAGUUUUUGUCAAUACAUUGCUCGACAAGGGUUUCCUCUUCCUCUUGUCAUCAGCUCAGAUGGUCAGUCCCAAUGACAGGCGAGGAGGGUGGACGAGAUGCCUGCAGGCUCUCUUUGUCUUUCAGGAACCAAGAGGAGUUACCAAGUUAUCAUCAAAGCGGCACACACCCCAGGAGCCUUUGCUGCCUGAAUCCCAGAACCCUGUAAUGCCCCACUUGGACACCUUCAUCCCUGCCUUGCACUACGCCCUCAUGAAGGUGCGUGCCAACCCCCCCGCGGACCUCGGUGCUGGAGUGGAGCGCCAAGCCCGGGACUACCUGAGCGGCCGUGACGAUGGCAAGGUACGCCUCUAUUACAUGAAUGAGUACAAGCAGAACCUGGACGAGCGGGAAAAACUCCAUCCGGCGCCCAAACAGAAGCACAACCUCGAGGGCUACCUGCGCUCGUACAUAUACCGCCCUAACGUCUACCUGCUGGCCGUGGUGCAAGCCAAGGAGAUGGUGGAGAGCCUCCGCCGCGCGCCGGAGUACAGCCCCGUGUCAGACUGGGAGGGCUCGGACAGCCAGCCCCCCGAUUUGAAGCACGGGGGACUGCAGUCCAACGGGGCGCACGGAGCCCAGCUGUCCCAGGCCGACAACGACCCCGAAAAGAUGAGGGAGCUGCUGAAGCUCAUCCACAUGUGGAAAAGGAACGAGGGGGAGGCGAGGCAGGGGGCAGAGGGGCGCGAGGGGCUGGAGGAGGGCGUUUGGGAAGCCCGUGGCUUGAAGAGGAAGCUGGAGGAGGAGACGGCAGAGGCACCUUUCAAGUACCUGAGGAGGGCGUCUCUGGACAACGGGGAGCACAGCAGAGACGAAGAGGGUCAUUCCCCUCCCCCCCUGUCUGCGGUCAUGAACUGUAUGGGGCUCCGUGACUCUGACCUGAGGAAGGACGAGUCCCGCAACGCGUCCAGGCUGAUGGAGAUGCUGGCCACCUUCAACAAAGCCACGGCGGGGUCCACCUCUGGUCUGUCCGAGCACCCCGGCAGCCCGGUGGGUGGCGAGGGCAGAGAGGGGCCCGAGCUGAAUGACUUGCCACGUUAUGAUACGAUGAUCAAACUCGGCCUCCCCGCCCGCUGCGACAUCGACCUGCGGAAUCAGACCAACGACGAAGGCCAAGAUGAGCUGGACAGAAAUGACUAUCUGGAGGACCAGACGGCUGGCAGUAUGAGCAGCUUGGAGGUGUUCAGCCCAUGCUCCAGCAACGAUCAGCACCGCACAGAGACCCUGGGGGAAGGACAGAUGCCCUGGGUCCUCAUUCCCAUAACAGGUAUAAAAUUGGACAGGUAUUGCCUCACAGAAGAAGAUAACCCCCAAGAUCCUCGCUUCCUGCAGAACUCUGCGGUGUCAAACUACACUACCCCUGAGAAAGGCCUCAAUGCUCUCCCCGAGGCUCAGGAUGACGGUUACAUGGGAGACAGGGUGAAGGAGGACGAGGAGCGGGGGCCAGAAAGGCCAGGCUCCACCCAUCCACCAGACCAGGAUGGUUUCCCCAAUGGCUUGGACAGCAUCAUCGACGGGGAGCUCAGUGACUUUUCCACGGAGAUGCAGGAGCUUUUAAGGGGGGAGCAGGUCUACUACAGCUCUGAGCCGACGGCGCCGGCUCAGCAGCGGCCGCUCUGGACGCCAGGGGCAGGGUUCUCGGAGUACAUCUCGCACUACACCACCCCAGUCCCCACCCACAGCUUCGUCAGCACGCUGUGCGAGAGGAUGAGCCGCCUCGUGAACCCUGAGCGGGCUCAGAGCGGCGGUGUCACCGCAGAACGGGUUCCCGACCUGUCGCCUCCCCCUGCUCACGCUCCAACUGAAGCUGCUGCCGUUAGCACUGCAUCCCUGACCUCCGUGUCUGUCCCUGCCCCUAGCCCUCUCAGCUCCCCGGCCCACGUUCAUGUUCCCCCUGCCCUCGCUCCUGUUCCGGCCCCUGCUCCCUCUCCCUCUCCUUCUCCUUCUCCAGCACUUGUUACUGCUGCCUCUACUUGCACUGCCCCACCUGGCAAACCCGUGCCCUCUCCGCCCCACAGACAGCCCCCUCAAAGUCUACCUCGACUCGGUACCGUUAGAGAGGUGCACACGCACGGCUCUGUGCCUCAAGGGCUUCAUAGGAAGACUGAAGCGGACUCCAGGAGGCAGCCCGGGCAUGAAGGCGGGGCUCCUUACGUGGCCAGGGGCAGCGCGGAGCUAGAGCCCGCGGCUGUUAGCGCUGCUGCGGACGGAAAGCAGCACGGGCAGCCGCUGGGUGAGGCCGCUCCCGCCCCGGGCCCCACCGUGGACCCCCCCUCAGGUCCCGCUCCGGCAUCCAUCAGCAGCCUCAUCAGCCAGCUGAAGCCUGAGGUGUUCAGCAGCCUGGUGGAGAUCAUCAAGGACGUGCAGAAGAACGCAGUCAAGUUCUACAUCCAUUCUCAGGAGGAGAGUGACGUCUGUCUUGAGAUCAAGGAGUACCUGAUGAGACUCGGAAAUGUUGAGUGCAACCCCCAGACCUUCUUGGAGAGUAAGAACAAUCUAGACAAGCUGCUGAUCAUCAUUCAAAACGAGGACAUUGCUGCUCACGUCCACAAGAUCCCAGCACUGGUAUCACUGAAGAAGCUGUCGUCAGUGAGCUUUGCUGGAGUGGACAGCCUGGAUGAUGUAAAAAACCACACCUACAAUGAGCUGUUUGUGUCCGGCGGCUUCAUUGUGUCUGACGACUUUGUGCUCAAUCCAGACUUCAUCACUCACGAGAGGCUGCACACUUUCUUGAAGUUCCUGGAGCAGCAGAGCACUCCGGAGAGCCUCUGGCAGUGGAAGGUGCACUGUAAAACUCAGAAGAAACUAAAGGAGCUGGGCAGGUUGAACAGUGAUGCUCUUAGUCUGUUAAACCUACUCACCACCUAUCAGAAGAGACACCUGGUGGAGUUCCUGCCGUACCACGAGUGUGACGCCCCAUCCCGCCACGCCCCCGAUCUGGAGUGCCUGGUCAGGCUGCAAGCCCACCACACCCAGCACCGGCACAUCAUCUUCCUCACAGAACGGCGGUUUGAGAUGUUCCCCCACUACUCCAGCAAUGGGAUAGUGAUCGCCAGCAUCGAUGACAUCAUGCACAGCUUCCACAGCCUCAUCGGCUUCCAUGACAGUAGGGAGGAGCUGCACACCUUAGACAAUCGCUCUCAUCCGACUCCCCCUACAGUGGCGAAGGAUGACUGUGUGCAGGAAGAGGACAUGUCUCUGGACUCUGAGGAAGACUCCCCUAUAAUAGAGGGGCCCAGUGCCCAGCUGCCGGAUGUGGGAGCAGAAGGUUUGGCACAGCAGCCGCCUCUUCCCCAGACAACAGAGUUUCGUCCACCCCUCCCAGACCAGGACAUCGCAGAGGCGAGAGCACACACGUCCUUCCUGUCCUCUGACGAGACGCCAAAGCCGCUGGACUUUGAGGCUCUCAAGUCCGCCAUUUCUCAGUUCAAGGCGUCCAACCAGAGGCCGCCUGUGGACUAUGAUGUGGGAGGGACCUCGCCUGGGGCUUUCAACGUCAAUCCGCAUCAGAGCUUCCUCUGCCCGGGUUCACUGCGGACCCCUUACUCCGUCUCCUCCGGGUACUCCGCUCUCCUGCCCUACCCCACCUCUCCCUGCAGCGGCAGACAGGAGGCAGACAGCAGCAGGCUCCCGGCCUCGGCUGCCCACCUCAGCCAUCCACUGCUAGUCAACCAGGAGGAGGCGAGGCCUGUGCAGGCGUUGCAGGCAGUGACUCUCUCCCCUCUGGGCUCCUCACACUCCCACCCUGGUCCUGGUAGCAGAGGGACAGCAUCCGCUUCCAUAGACGUCAGCAUGUCACUGUGUGGCUCUCAGGACAGAAUCGGCACCGGCCCCACUAGCACCAUGCACUCUGGUGCCGCACACAGCCACCAGGGCCUCGCCGCCACGGCGUCCCCAGGAGCCUGCUACCUAACCCCGGGCAGCGUGAGCAGCAGUGUGGGCGACAUGGCGCAGCACGGCUGGAGCCACCUGGCUGGGGUCAGCAGCGCCUGCGGCACUCCCACCAGCCAGGACGACGGGGCGCUUGGCCUGGCGGUCGAGGGUCACCGGGGAAAGUCGGCCACCCCUGGCAGCGGGAACAGUGCAUCAGGGACGCCCAAUAGCCAGGGAGGAGCCACGCCCAGCUCUGCCAGCUUCAGCCUCCAGGGAGGGGUGAAGACGGCCAACCUGGGCGGCAGCACUCCCAGCAGCCAGGGCAGCCUCACUCCAGUGCCCAGCACUGCCAGGAAAGGCGUGGAGAAGGCUGCGGCGGCCCCGGCCAGGGGAGGCUCUCAGGGCAGCGGGCUGCUCCCCCUCCCCCAGGGGGCCAGCAGUGUGAACAGCAGGGGUCGGGGAGCCAGGAUCAACAGCAGCGGCGGUGGUGCUCCUGUAGGGUUUGACAGCACACAGGGGAACGGAGCCAACGCCACUGCUGCGAGUUUCAGGGGACUCCCACCAAGCAGCAACAGAUCCAGACCCAGGGGGUGUCGGGACAGGGGGGGCUCGGCGUGCACAAGAGGCUUGCUGCAGGGGAGGGGUGCGUGGCAAGGCUACUAUUUGGACUUUACAGAGGACACCUAUCCCUGGAGCGAAGGCUACAGCAACCAGGGAGAAGGGUAUCGCUCUCACAGAGAUGGAUAUAAUGGCUGGUGAGCCGGCAAUGAAUGUAUAUAGUUACCCUUCAGAGCGCUUUAAAAAUGACUAAAUGGAAUCCUUGUUUUCUACCAGUGAGAAAAAAAAGAGACUGAAAACAGAAAAGAUACAGGCAGUGCCCAGUGUCCUACUGUCAGAUGGAUGCUCCUCAUGUUUCAGAUCUUGUUCAAACCACUAUAUUUGUAUUUGCCAAGAUUAUUUUAUUGCCUUCAGAUGUUUUUUGUUAUCUAUUUCCGUUUUUCUUCCGAUAUCCUUUUUGUUUGUGAACAAAAGGGUGCAUGCCUCUUCUUUCAACCCUCAGACAA